Messenger RNA from Lotus japonicus, 3092 nucleotides. Its product is annotated as exocyst complex component EXO70A1. Bases 525 to 2528 code for a protein of 667 amino acids. Gene Ontology annotation, cellular component: exocyst. The transcript has a single exon. The record is from RefSeq and is a predicted model, not a curated record. Gene Ontology annotation, biological process: exocytosis. Gene Ontology annotation, molecular function: phosphatidylinositol-4,5-bisphosphate binding. NCBI's taxonomy places the organism in Eukaryota, Viridiplantae, Streptophyta, Magnoliopsida, Fabales, Fabaceae.
CUUUGCAUCACCCCAAAAGAAAGAAAAAGAAACUGAACUUCUCUCUUUCUCUCACUUCACAAUUCACAUUCCUCUUUUUAGGGUUUCUUUCUCAUCAUCGCCACGGAGAUUCAGAUUCUCACCUUCCCCAUUCUCAUUCAUUCAUUCCCCUUCCUUCUUCGCUCACUGUAUCUCAACUCGGUGAGUCAACUCGCUCUUCUUCCCUUCGUCAACCCACACGUUCUCCUUAUUUUCUCAGUGUGAGUCUUAUCUCGAUCUCUCUCCUACUUUAACACCCCCAAACCCUUUUUUCUUCUUUUCUUUUAUUUUGUCGAUUUCUAAGUACAACGUUUGUGUCUUUCUAGUUUUUUUGAUUUGGUACGAGUUAAGUUUGGUUUAGGAAUGCAAAUUUUUCGACCACUUUUCGAUGAUUCCGAUGAAAAUAGCCACAGAUAAGAAUAUAGGAAAAGGGAAAAAACCCAAUUCUCAAAUCACUUUGCCAUUGUUGAAUUGUUAUUCUCUAGUAAUUUGAAGUGGGUGAAUGAAUGGCUGGUUCUGGUGAUAGUAGAGUUGAGAAUUUGAUUUGUGCUAGGAAGUCGUUGAAACUUAGCCUUGAGAAAUCAAAGGCUGUGGGGUUAGCUUUAGAGAAAGCUGGGCCGAGAUUCGAUGAGAUUAAGCUUAGGCUGCCUUCGCUGGGAUCUGCGGUUAGGCCAAUUCGGGCGGAGAAGGAUGCCCUUGUGGCUGUUGGCGGUCACAUUAAUCGGGCAGUUGGCCCUGCGGCUGCCGUGCUGAAGGUUUUCGAUGCGGUUCACGGGCUUGAAAAGUCGCUUUUGUCGGACCCGCGGAAUGAUCUUCCGGGCUACUUGUCGGUGUUGAAGCGACUGGAGGAGGCGUUGAGGUUCUUGGGUGAUAAUUGUGGGUUGGCUAUUCAGUGGUUGGAUGAUAUAGUUGAGUACUUGGAGGAUAACAACAUUGCGGAUCAAGUGUUUCUCUCGAAUUUGAAGAAGGAGUUGGAGGGACUCCGGGGUUCAGGGAAUGGGGAGCUGGAUGGUGGCCUCUUAGCUGCCGCGUUGGAUAAGUUGGAGAAUGAGUUCCGGCUUCUCUUGACUGAAAACAGCGUGCCUCUUCAAAUGUCUGCCCUUGGUGAUCAAGCCUGCAUUGCCCCUUCGCCUUUGCCUGUGCCUGUUAUUCACAAGUUGCAGGUGAUUCUUGGAAGAAUGAAGGCUAAUGACAGACUUGACAAGUGCAUAUCAAUUUAUGUCGAAGUCCGUGGUUCUAAUGUAAGAGCAAGUUUGCAGGCUCUCAAUUUGGAUUACCUUGAGAUCUCAGUGUCUGAAUUCAAUGAUGUGCAGAGCAUAGAGGGUUAUAUAGCUCAGUGGGGAAAGCAUUUGGAGUUUGCCGUGAAACAUUUGUUUGAGGCUGAGUAUAAGCUUUGUAAUGAUGUGUUUGAGAGGCUUGGUUUGGAUGUAUGGAUGGGUUGCUUUUCAAGGAUAGCUGCACAGGGUGGUAUGCUUGCAUUUCUUCAAUUUGGGAAGACUGUUACAGAGAGCAAGAAAGACCCCAUUAAACUUUUGAAGCUGUUGGAUAUUUUUUCAUCCUUGACUAAAUUGAGGCUGGAUUUCAACCGUCUUUUCGGGGGCGCAGCGUGUGUUGAAAUCCAGAAUUUGACAAGGGAUCUUAUCAAGAGUGUAAUUGAUGGGGCAGCAGAGAUUUUCUGGGAACUUCUGGUUCAGGUGGAGUUACAGAGGCAGAACCCACCCCCUCUAGAUGGGAAUGUCCCAAGAUUGGUGAGCUUUAUCGCUGAUUACUGCAAUAAACUCCUAGGGGAGGACUAUAAGCCGAUUCUGACCCAAGUUCUGAUUAUUCAGAGAAGUUGGGAGCGUCAAAGCUUUCAGGAGAGACUCCUUGUUAAUGAGGUUUUGAAUAUAAUCAAAGCUGUUGAAUUGAAUUUGGAGACAUGGAUUAAGGGUUAUGAGGAUCCUAUGCUUUCCAAUUUUUUCGCUAUGAACAAUCACUGGCAUCUGUACAAGCAUUUGAAAGGGACAAAGCUCGGGGAUCUCUUGGGGGAUUCUUGGCUAAGGGAGCAUGAACAGUAUAAGGACUAUUACUCCACAAUAUUCUUGCGGGACAGCUGGGGCAAGCUUCCUGGACAUUUGAGUAGGGAGGGGCUGAUUCUUUUUUCAGGAGGACGCGCCACUGCUCGUGAUCUGGUCAAGAAAAGAUUGAAAAAGUUCAAUGAAGCUUUUGAUGAGAUGCACACCAAGCAGUCAGGUUGGAUCAUCCCUGAACGAGAUCUCAGAGAGAAGACGUGUCAGCUUAUAGUGCAGACUGUGGUGCCUGUUUACCGGAGCUUCAUGCAGAACUAUGGUCCCUUGGUUGAGCAAGAUGCAAAAUAUGUGAAAUACUCAGUGCAGAAGCUGGAGGAAAUGCUUUUGCUUCUUUACCGACCAAAGCCUGUAAGACAUGGCAGCUUGAGAAGCCCGCAGUCUAAUGGAAAAUAUGGUAAUGGAAUAUCAAAUCUUCGCCGGACAGCUUCUGCAGUUGAGUAAUAUCAGGUCAAACAUCAUUAUUGAUAUUCUCUCCCCCUCAUUAGAUGGAUGGCUACUGUAUAUAAUUUUCUCCUGAGCCCUGUAGUGCAUAAUAUAGGCUUUUCUUAGAUUCUGAGAAGGGAGUUGAGCACCGCCAUUCAAAUAUCCGAUAUUAUCACCUGAAAAUGAAGUUUUGUUUCUCAUCUGAGACGAUAAUCUGGUUAUAAUUUCUGCAGAGCAGGGGUUUCUGCAAAAGCUAUGCGAUAUCUAAGAGUACCAUAUGUUAUGACCCUUUGACAAAUAACUGUGAACCUUUCUAAUGUGGUUCUUUGGUCAUACUCCCAGCUAAAGUAUUUUUUAUUUUCUCAAUCUUCAUCUCCAUCCAUUCAGUUGUUUGUAGCAGCAGGAUAUUGUAAUAUGCAUAUUUUAAUGUACAAUUUUUUUCUAAUAUACAUUGAUUUAGAAGUUUAGCUUAAGAGAAUAUUUAGUCAUCAAUAUUGUAGGUGGUGGAGUUGUUAAUUGUAAAUGCAGAAGCCCUUCUGAGCUGCUUGUUCUGUGAACUAUUAAAGGAUGCCUUUUCAACAA